Molecule: messenger RNA, 590 nt
Organism: Drosophila eugracilis
Lineage: Eukaryota; Metazoa; Arthropoda; Insecta; Diptera; Drosophilidae
Gene: BomBc2
Product: bomanin Bicipital 1
Exons: 2
Coding region: 77-550 (157 amino acids)
Biological process (GO): defense response
Source: RefSeq, a predicted model, not a curated record
ACAGAUCUAAGCUAAUCUCCCAGACGGGGGUAUAAAAGACAGGCACCUGAGAUCGAUCCGGUUAGAGAGUCGCAUAAUGAAGUGCCUGACGCUGUUGGCGCUAUUGUUCUUGGCCACAUUGGCCUACGUUCAGGCCGGCAAGGUCUCUAUCAAUGGAAAGUGUGUGGAUUGCACUCAUGACCACACCACCACCACCACCACCCACAAACCCUCAAAAGGCAGAGGAAGUACUGCUAGUAGAACCACUGCCAAACCCAAGGCUAAGUCCUCACCCCCACGCCGGCCAACUUCAUCAGAGGAAGAUGAUGACCUUGCUGGAGGGUGGUCUCUACAUCAAACAGGAGGAUCUCAGUAUAUAGGAAGACGUUCGAAACGCCAGUGGGGUGGUGGUCAGUACAUAGAUCUGGGUGGAUCUAGCGGAAGAGGAGGAGGUGGAGGAGGAGGUGGUGGCUGGUCAGGAGGUGGCAUUACCACCAUUGAUUCUCGUCCUUAUCCAGGGGGUACCUUGGUGCGGAAUAGCGAUUGUGUUGGAUGUAAUAUUCGUGGUUAAUAGACCGAAAUUAAUAAUAAUAAAUCAUUGGAAAAACUAA